AACUAGUAGUACUACUACCUCUACCCCUGUCCUUCUACUAGUAGUACUACUCGUCUCCCACUACUACUGCUACAUAACCAACCCUGUACGUAGAAGUUCCACUACAUAGACAAGGAGAGAGCAGUUCGAAGCUUCACUCACUCUAUAACCUCAUCUAAGUUCUCCUCACUCUCAACUCACUUCAAAUCCAUCAUCAUCAUCAUGCCCAAAGGAGCCGGUCUGACCAAGCCCAUGAAGCUCAGCCCCGAGCUGGCCGAGGUGGUGGGCAAGAAAGAGGCUUCCAGAGCCGAAUGCAUCAAGCAACUCUGGGCCUACAUUAAGAAACAUAAUCUUCAAGACCCCGAGAACAAACAGUACUUCACCCCUGACAAGAAAAUGGCCAAGGUUUUCGGUGAAGACAGAAUCAGAGCCUUUGGCAUGGCCAAAUUCAUUGGUGCACACCUCUCUUAAGAAAACUUCAUAGAGCCCCUGUUUGUUUCAUGUCUUAAUUGAAAGAGAUCUUCGUACAAAAAAUCGAAUGCAAGUUUGGAAAAAAUUAGGCCAUCUAUGUUGAAUGUUCAGAAUGCGACUUCUCAGUGGAUCAUCUCAUUCUGCUACAGAAGUUGAAGUAUUACUUAAUUAUGAGUUUCAUGUCAUUGCAAAAUCGUUUCAAUCGAAUGUAUGCGUAAGGAUGGUCUGAAAGCAAAAAUAAAAUCAUCUUUAACUAAUCAAA
This is a messenger RNA of Tigriopus californicus, 712 nucleotides long. RefSeq lists its product as uncharacterized. The record is from RefSeq and is a predicted model, not a curated record. Gene Ontology annotation, cellular component: nucleus. Lineage: Eukaryota; Metazoa; Arthropoda; Copepoda; Harpacticoida; Harpacticidae. Bases 202 to 450 code for a protein of 82 amino acids. The transcript has 3 exons.